AUGGCUACGAAGAAAAUAAAUAAAUCUAAUAAAGGCGGUUCCGUUUGCGCGGUACCUACUUGCGUUAAUUAUUCUGGAAAAUUAAAACAUGAAGGGAGAACUGAUAUUUCAUUCCAUAGGUAAAUACUUUUUGUUCUUAGAGUAUUACUUUGUACAAAACUUGUUAUAAUAAUAAUAAUUAUAUUAUUACAGUCAAUCAAAGUUCACUAUGAUUAAUUUCAAAUAACCAAGCAAACACAAUGAAUUGAUUAAACUCUUUGAGUGUAUAUUAUGAAAUUAAUAUUUAUCAAUUUUUAUUAAUUAAAAAUAAUAUCAUAGUUUUAUAAUAUUAUUUCUAAUAUUAAAUGUUUAUUCACUUUUUUUGUUCAUAAUAAAUUGUGUAUAAAUCUGUUCCAAAGAUAUAAACAUUUAACUUAUUUAGUGUACACAGUACUCUAUUAGUUGUCUAUACUAUAUAUUAUAAUUAAUUUCAAUUUAUACCUUAAAUAAAUUACUUUAAAAGUAAUAAAAUUACAAUUACUUAUUAAUUUUGUGAAAUUUAAACUUUAACUGUAAUGUAAUUAAGUUACUUUGCAUCUGAAAUAAGAAACUAAUAUAUUAUUUUUUAAAUUGCUCUAUACUGGACCUAAUUCAUCUAAUUUCAUAGUUUAAAAUUAUGUCUUAUAUUUAGGUUUCCAAAGAACCUGGCUUAUCGAAAACAGUGGAUGUACAAAUGUAAACGUGCAGAUAAGUGGAAUCCUAGCUCAUCAUUUAUAUGUUCAGAUCAUUUUAACACUGAUGAUUUCAUUCGUAAUUUACAAGCUGAGCUUUUAGGCUACACUCCUAAAGGGCGGCGAUUAAAAUUUGAUGCUAUUCCAACCUUAAACUUGCCGGGUCAUUUUAUCAAAGUCUCUACGUCAACUGCAAAUCGUAAUAAAAGAAUGGAAACUAAAGCAGCUAAACAGGUCAUUACUUAUUUGUACAUCAUUUAAAAUUUGUAUUGUCUUUAUUGCCAGUUUUGUGUGGUAAUAUAAUGUACAUAACCUAGUGGCUACUCGUUACAUUAAAAAUCAUAUUUGUAGCAAUACAUCCGACUGUUUAUGUAAAUUAAAUUCAAAAAUUUAAAAUUGCCUAUUUAAUAAUUUUUGUUUACAUAUUAUAGGCUCAUGAUGAGAUUAUCACUUUGGCUCUUAAUGCAGAAAUACCUUCAGUUUUAAAUCAAUUACCAACUACAUCCAUAGAUGAGAACAUAGACUACAAAACUUUAUACUAUGAUAUAUUAAAAGAACAUAACAAAUUAAAAACCAAGUUUAGUUUACAAGAAAAAGAAUUGAUAUCAAUCAAAGAAACUUGUAAAAGUAAUAUAAGCAUUAAUGAAUCACUCCAGUAUCAAAUAAAACAAUUACAGAAAAGUGUUAAUGAUUCAAAUAUAACUUUAAAACAAAGGCAAAAGACUACAACUAAACAAAUAAAACAACUAUCCGAAAAAAAAAGUAGAACAAUAGAAAUUCAAGCCAAGAAGUAUCUUUCAACAAUAUUUUCCAAAAAUCAGCUGGACUUAAUGAUGAAAAAUAAAAAACAAGUAAAUUGGACCAGAAAUUAAAUUUCUAAAGCAUUUACCCUCAGUUACUUUAGCAAAUGUGCAUAUGUUUUUGUUAAGAAUGAACUGAAUUAUCUUUUACCUGGUAAAUAAUGAUUAUGUUUUAUACACUUUUUAAUUAUUAUACGUUUAUAUUAACAAUGUAUGUUUUAUGUAUUUUAGGAUUGUUUUCAUUACAGAGAUGGGCAAAAAGUAUAAAUUUUAGAAAUGGUGUUCUUGAAGACGUUCUUAAAAUAAUUAAAUUAAAUGGUGAAUCUAUGAAAAGUUAUGAAAAUUAUCAGUUUUAAUGUUUAAUGAUAUUAUUUAAAAUGUAUUAUCAUAACAAUUGAUUUUUAAUAUGAUAUAUAUUAAAUUUAAAUUACAGCUUCUUAACCCUAACAUGUUUUUUUUAGAAAAAAGUAUAUAUAUUAUUAUUUUGUGUAAGUUUUGAUGAUUAAGAUGUUUAUUUUAUUUGUAUUUUUUCCUGUUAAGUUAUUAUAUACUUAAGAAUAAUUAUAUUAUUUUGUUUUGUUUUGUUUUGAACAUCAUGUUCAAUAAGCAUGAAAAAAAUACAAUAAUUACAACACAAUUUAAAAGAUAGUACAUUCACAAAAAAACAAUGUUGAAUUAUUAGAUUGGCGGACCUAGGCAACCUAUUUAAGGGAUGAUUGUGGCCAUAGGAAGUAAAGUGACUGGGUGGUUAAUAUGAAGUUUUAUUUUGAGUGUUGUGUGAAAGACAAAUGAAACCUAGGAAAGGAUGUCUGGUGCAUCUAACAAAUUGUUGAAAAAAGUAUGAAGAAACUGAAAGUUAAUAUCAAUACAACAAGUUGACAAAGAGGGUAUUUCAAGAAUAUAGAUAAUAUAGGAUUAUUCAUUAUCAUUGCUUUCGCAGCAGAAACUGGUACAGCGAGUGAUCACAAGGUAUUAGAUAAGUAUUGACUCAAACUCAAUCCGCUAUAGAUUGUUGACAUUACAGAAUCCAGCAAGCCACCAAACCGAAGAAACCAAUAAAAGUGACUGCCAACAGGAUAACAUUUGAUUGCCAAAUAAAAUUUAUUUUAUAAUUAUUUUUGGUAAUUAUUUAUUUAUUGGCAGGUGUGAGGCUAUUUGAAAUCCUAUAUUAGUGCAUUACUAUGUAAGAUUUCCUUUCUAACUUAUCUUUAAAUUUUUAACUGAGCCCCUGAUACAAUUUUUCCAAUUUUAGCACUGCGUAUAAUCUGAAAACAUUUUGUUUUCUUUUUAAAAUUUAAUUAGACAAUCUGGAAGACUAAACAGUAAACUCAUUAUAAUCAUUGACGGCGCGCUAUUUUGUACGACGAUGACGUUACUAGACAAGAAACGGUACGGGAGGAUUGAGUUUGUUUACAUGACUGUGAGGCAAUCUUUAUAAUCUAUAAAUCUUGCAUAAUAUAUAUUAAACCAAGGUGGUGUUAAGUAUUAUUAAUAUGAAUAUUAAAUCAAACGUAUUAAUUAGUCCUUUAUUGAUAACGGUAAAAGUGGGAAUGAAGUUAAACAUUAAUACCCAUUGUCUACGAGACGAACCACGAUGGACAGAGUCCCUAACGAUCAUAUGAUAAUAUGAUAUGCUAGGAUUAUGUAAUACUUAAUAAUAUAUUAUUAUAAUUAAUCUAUAAUAUACGAUUCUAACAAGGUUGCAGACGAAGGAACCUAUUUUGCUGACUAAUGAGAUUUCCGAUAGCGUUGUUCUUCUCGCGCGUUUAAUCGCUGUCCGCAAAGCUGUUUUCGAGGAAAUUCUUUUAUCGUAUUUUAAUUAUUAUUGUGUCGAUCCGGCCGACAAGGAAUCCCUAAAUUGGGAUUAAUAAUAAUCGCUGCCUGAAUCGUAUUGUCAUUUCUAUACUCAUAUACCUGUUUGAAUCCGUGCCUGACUCAUCGCUCAAAAAAUCACCAGGGUCUGAUUAUCUUUACUUCACUUAUUCUCAAAUCAAUAUUUAAUCUUUUCAUUUCUAGUUUUAAAUUUUCAAAAAGCUAAGAUUCCUCUGGGCUUAUUUUAUCCCUGAACCCGGACAGCAUAUAUCUUAGUCCAUGGUAAUUAGUUACCUAAACUACUGUGACAAUCUUUCAUAUCAGAUUACCAAAUAGAUUAUGUAGCAUUUAAUUAAAUGAAACUAGAAAUUAGUCAAUUUCGUUUUCAACCCAAAAGCACAGGUACAAGACUAUAAAGGUAAUAUAGACAUAAUAAAAUAUAAGUAGAUAGGUAGGUAGAUAAGUUAAAGGAUGCAACUGUCAUUAAGUUGUAUAAUGUAUGGGGUACCUCAGUGGCGCCCAAACUAUACUUUGAGUGUAACAGUACAGCUUAGUAAACUGUCUUUACGUAAUUUCAUUAGUAAGACAGUAAGUACAACCCUAUAUUUUUUUUUAAUAACGAUUUAAGUGUUUUCGCUUAUUUAUAUACUAAAUAAUUUAGAAAAAAAAAAUAAUAAAAAAUUUGUAUGGGCAAUGCUGGGCAGGACAGCUAGUAUAUGUACAUUAAGUUUUUUUUUUCUAUGGACAACUUUUCUACUAGCAAUUUUGCUCCAAUUUAUAAUGAUAGCAAUUUUUCUAAAAGGAAAUUUCACUGGAGAGGUACUAUACAGAGGUCAUUUUUUAUUUUCUCCAGAGUUUUCCCAGCAAAUGUGAAAAACCCGAGAAAAACUUAGGAAAACCAGACAAAUUAGUACAACAUUAAACAAAUAUUAUUUAAGAAAAUAUAUAAAACCUAUUUAAUUAUUUGACUAUAAUAUGGCAUAUAAAUUGUUGACAAUAAACUAUAAAGCAUCAUUAUCAAGUAAACUCCACUCAGAAUUGUUUUUUUUUGUAAACAAUGGUUUAUCAUUACUUACAGGUAUACAUUAAAUUACCUAUAACUCUACAAUUCUAGGACGUCUAUUUUUAAUCUAAGUUUGAUGAAACACAAACUGUUUUUAAGAUAUUUAUUAAUUCACGGCAAAUUAUGAAGAACAAAACCAAUGUUUUAAUUACUUUCACUAUCAAGUUCGAAAUCUAAAUGAUUUUCAGUAUUAUUAUAAUAACUUGUGAUACCUAAAUGAAAAUGUUCCUAUUUUAAUUAACUUAUUGCAAUAUAGUUUACAUUAUAAUUUUACUGGUUAAUGUAGUUUUUUUCAUAAUGAUCAUAAAUUCUUUAAAGAAUAAAAUCACAGAGUUCAUAAAGUUGCACAACACCACAUACACUAUUAUUAUUUUACA
Cinara cedri is the source of this 4762-nucleotide messenger RNA. The record is from the annotation of a GenBank genome assembly. NCBI's taxonomy places the organism in Eukaryota, Metazoa, Arthropoda, Insecta, Hemiptera, Aphididae.